AUGUCGACUCCAGAGGCCCGCGCACAGGUCUACCUGGUCAACCUCCGCAGCAAGCUGGAAGAGCAGAACAAUGCCAACGCCGCUGCCACGGUGUCGCGCGCGCUCGACUACUUUGAGCAACGCUUCUGGCAUGAGGUGUCAAGUGAACUGCUGCAGCUGAUCCGUGACCCAAUGGUUCUGGAGGACGCGUACGAGCUGUACGCGGACGUCAUUGUAGCCGUACGGGCUGACAUCUCGCCUAUCGCGUACGUCAUGAUUGUCCGCUCCGUCUGCUUCGCCCCGCACAGCACGACGCAGAAAGCGCUGGAGCUUGUCGAGGGCGCGUGCGCCUCCCUCAUCCAUAGCAGCUCGGAGCAGGGACACUACGCUGCCUUGUGCAUCCGUGCCCUCCUGCUACUCGAGAGCACGAGCGCCGAGGAGAGCGCGGCGCUGGCGGCGGUGCCUGGGUCGCCGCCGCACACGGCACGCAAGUUACUGGAGCAGACUGAGAUGUACCUGCACGGCCUCAAGAUGCACGAGGUGGAGCCGGUGCUGGUCGCGCUCUACGGCAUGGCACGCGGUCGUGACUACGAGAUUCGACGCCAGCAUACGAGCUACUACAAAAACGCGUUCGACAUCAUUAUUUUUCUGGAGAAGGCGGACCUCCCCAUGCGCGACGAGGACGUCACCGCGCUGGCGUACAAGACGGUGAUCGCCGGUCUCCUCUCCGACAAAAUCUUUAACUUCGGCAAGCUGCUCAACUUCGACCAAUUUGUGUCCCGGCUGCAGCGGGAGUCGUGCCCGCAGCGCUGGGCGCUGGAGAUGAUGCGGCUGUGCAAUGAAGGCGAUGUGGCCAACUUCGAGGCCUUCUUCCGCGAGCACCAGCAGCAGAUUUCACAGGAACCCCAGCUCGUGAGCGCGUCGGCGACGCUGCACCGCAAGGUGCGGCUCAUGGCGCUACUGCAUCUCAUCUUCUACACCCCUUUGAGCGAGCGCACCUUUGCCUUUCACGCGGUGGCGCAGCGGUGCGGUGUCCCGGAUAGCGGGGCGGAGCCGCUGUUGCUCGAGGCGCUCGCUCACGGCAUCAUCAAGGGCCGCAUGGACGGCUUGAAGAAGGAGGUGCACAUUACGUGGGUGGAGUCGCGUGUGCUGAGCCUUGAGGAGGUGAAGGCGUUGGCGCAGCAUGUGGCGCAGUGGCGCGAGCAGGUCGUGGGGCUCACGAACUCGGUGAAAGAGAUGACAGAGAGGAUCCCGCAGUAG
Messenger RNA from Leishmania mexicana MHOM/GT/2001/U1103, 1239 nucleotides. RefSeq names its product proteasome regulatory non-ATP-ase subunit,putative. The transcript has a single exon. NCBI's taxonomy places the organism in Eukaryota, Euglenozoa, Kinetoplastea, Trypanosomatida, Trypanosomatidae. The record is from RefSeq and is a predicted model, not a curated record. Gene Ontology annotation, cellular component: nucleus; proteasome regulatory particle, lid subcomplex; cytosol. Gene Ontology annotation, biological process: ubiquitin-dependent protein catabolic process. Gene Ontology annotation, molecular function: structural molecule activity. The coding region runs from base 1 to 1239 and encodes 412 amino acids.